ACUUCAAAAAGCAGAGAGCUACCACACUCUCUAUCACUCUGUUUCCUCUGUUUCCCCUGCUUCACAACACUCUCAACAACAAUCAAUGGAUUCCACUUCUCACUUCUUCAACUCUCCCACCUCCGAUAACUCCUCCUCCUCCUCUUUCGGCUCCUUUAGCAACUCCUCAGAGUCAUUCUCGUGGAAUGGGUACCUUCCAUUCAACGAGAACGACCCUGAAGAGAUGCUCCUCUAUGGCAUGAUUGCCACCGCCGACACCCCUCGCCAGGGUCCCCUGGAGAGGGUAAAGGAGGAGGAGGUUAGCUCAGAGGAAAAUGGUGGCGAUUGUGCCGCAACAGAAAGGAAGGAGAAGUCGUACAGAGGUGUCAGGAGAAGACCGUGGGGAAAGUUUGCGGCCGAGAUAAGAGACUCAACUCGGCACGGCAUAAGGGUGUGGUUGGGGACAUUCGACAGUGCGGAAGCAGCGGCUAUGGCUUAUGAUCAAGCCGCUUUUUCGAUGAGGGGAACGGCAGCGAUCCUUAAUUUCCCGGUGGAGACGGUGAAGCAGUCGCUUAGGGAGAUGAACUAUGGUGGUGAUGGAGAAGAAGGGUGCUCCCCUGUUGUAGCCUUGAAGAGGAAGCACUCAUUAAGGAGGAAAAUUGGUAUUAAGAAGAACAACAACAAUGUUAAGGACAGGGACAAUGUUGACGAUAAUCUUAGGUUAGAUAAUGCAGUGGUGUUUGAGGAUCUUGGUGCUGAUUACUUGGAACAAUUGUUGAUGUCGUCUGAUCAGAUUCCUAAUCCUUGGUGAAGAAAUCAUCAAUUGGAAUUUUGAUUUAAAAAUUCAAUCCAAAAUCUUCAAGGCUAGCUCUGCAUGUUAGUGUUAAUUAUUUUAAUUACUUUUGUUCUUUUGUUCUUGUAUUUUAUUUUUUCAAACUUUUUUUUAAUAUGGCAAAAAUAGGUUUGUCAUCAUGUUUGAAUGAUCAAAAUUUGGAUCUUUCUUCCCUACCCCUCUUUGUUUUUUAAUUAAAAUUUUGCUGUAAAGCCUAAAAGAUAAGGAAUGCAGUUAUGUAUCUAUAUAUGUGGGGCUAAAUAUAAUUAUUAAUUAAUUAGUGUCCAAAAUGAAUUUGAGGGUGACUA
Molecule: messenger RNA, 1119 nt
Organism: Arachis duranensis
Lineage: Eukaryota; Viridiplantae; Streptophyta; Magnoliopsida; Fabales; Fabaceae
Product: ethylene-response factor C3
Exons: 1
Coding region: 86-790 (234 amino acids)
Biological process (GO): ethylene-activated signaling pathway; regulation of DNA-templated transcription
Molecular function (GO): DNA binding; DNA-binding transcription factor activity
Source: RefSeq, a predicted model, not a curated record